AUGGCUGCUGGUUUAACAGGGAAGUUUUGCCCUUCCAUAAUAUAUAAUAACUCUCUUCACUAUCAGCAGGUGGAUUAUUACAAGGUAGUUUGGUGUAAGCUAUCUCUGCCUAAGCAUAGAUUUCUGCUAUGGCAAGUAGUCAAUGCUAAUCUGCUUACACUUGAUAACCUGCAUCGAUUCAAUGUGCAUAUAGACUCAUCUUUGUGCCCUGUUUGUGGUGAGCUUGAUGAGAGUCAUGCCCAUCUAUUUUUUGAGUGUUCACUGUCUAAACAGGUGUUGGCUCAGGUUUUUGACUGGUUGGAUUGCAAUACUUGGCCUAUUGAGUUUGACAGAUGGAGAGUUUGGUUAGCCAGCAGGAAAAAUGGCUUCAUAUUUCAGUUAGCAAUCAUGAUACUAGCUGCUUCUGUUUAUAGUAUUUGGAGGAAUCGUAACAACUGUAUCUUUGAAUUGUUUUCUAAAUCUGCUGUAAGUAUAGCUUCGGAAGUUAAGGCUGUUUUUCAUCAUAGGCUGAUCAGUAUUAAUAAGCAAGAACUUUCUGCUCAGGAACAACGAAUUGUAUCUCAGUUUUUAAUGUCAGCUUGA
Humulus lupulus (European hop) is the source of this 582-nucleotide messenger RNA. RefSeq lists its product as uncharacterized. The transcript has a single exon. The record is from RefSeq and is a predicted model, not a curated record. The coding region runs from base 1 to 582 and encodes 193 amino acids. Lineage: Eukaryota; Viridiplantae; Streptophyta; Magnoliopsida; Rosales; Cannabaceae.